Molecule: messenger RNA, 654 nt
Organism: Ornithodoros turicata
Lineage: Eukaryota; Metazoa; Arthropoda; Arachnida; Ixodida; Argasidae
Product: putative nuclease HARBI1
Exons: 5
Coding region: 1-654 (217 amino acids)
Source: RefSeq, a predicted model, not a curated record
AUGGCGGAGCUCUACGCUUUCAUCGCUGAUGUUGGCAUAUGUGAAGAAGAAGUCAUCCGCGUAUUUCGUCCUCACGUUGACGCACUGGCGGCCCUCUCAGACGAUCAGUUUGUUGCACACUUUCGGCUCUCCAAAGAUGCAGUACGAGAGGUGUGCAGCGCCGUUUCGGAUGACUUGAAGCGACUGCAGCAGUGGCGCUCCACUACACUCUCCGUGGAACAGAGAGUACUAAUGGCACUGAGAUUCUAUGCGACGGGUGCCUUCCUCGAUACCAUUGCACAUGAAGAAUACUUCAGCACAACAAAGCGACCCGUGUCGGAAGCAAUUCAUGAUGUAAGCUGGGCGAUCAUAAAGAACCUGGCACCAAGAUACCUACGUUUUCCUACAACACCAGACGAGAAGCUUGCUGUGAAGCGUGGGUUCUACGAUAUAAAAGGCCUGCCUGGUUGCCUUGGUGCUGUUGAUGGCACAGUCAUCGCAAUCAUUGCGCCAAGUACUAGGGAUCCACGCUUUGUCGAUGAGGAGAGUGAAGUAGUAGCUGCAGAAAACAACAGCGACCUUGAGGAAACUGAUGACGAGGAUUGGGAAACUGGGAAUGACCCUACCAGCGAGACUGCGCCACUUGGGUCACCAACCUCUCCUGCACUUCAAUGA